This is a messenger RNA of Sporothrix brasiliensis 5110, 546 nucleotides long. RefSeq names its product glucosamine-phosphate N-acetyltransferase. The transcript has 2 exons. Gene Ontology annotation, cellular component: endoplasmic reticulum; Golgi apparatus; endoplasmic reticulum-Golgi intermediate compartment. The record is from RefSeq and is a predicted model, not a curated record. Gene Ontology annotation, biological process: UDP-N-acetylglucosamine biosynthetic process. NCBI's taxonomy places the organism in Eukaryota, Fungi, Ascomycota, Sordariomycetes, Ophiostomatales, Ophiostomataceae. The coding region runs from base 1 to 546 and encodes 181 amino acids. Gene Ontology annotation, molecular function: glucosamine 6-phosphate N-acetyltransferase activity; monosaccharide binding.
AUGUCAGCCGAGGGCCUCUUUGGCGACGACCUCGUUAGCCCCGAGGUCUCGUCCCAGCUGCCCGAGGGCUACCGCAUCCGCUCGCUGCGCUCCACCGACUUUGCGACUGGCUUUCUCGACUGCCUGCGCGUGCUGACGACGGUCGGCGACAUCACCGAGGCCGCGUUUGUCGAGCGCUACAACUACUUUGCCCAGCAGAAGGGCACCUACUACGUCCUCGUCAUCGAGGACACCGUCGGCAAGGUCGUCGGCACCGGUGCGCUCGUCGUGGAGCGGAAGUUCAUCCACAACCUGGGCAUUGUCGGCCACAUCGAGGACAUUGCCGUCGCCAAGGACCAGCAGGGCAAGAAACUGGGUCUCCGCAUCAUCCAGGCGCUCGAUUUCAUCGCCGAGAAGGUCGGCUGCUACAAGACGAUCCUCGACUGCAGCGAGGCCAACGAGGGCUUCUACGUCAAGUGCGGCUUCCGGCGCGCCGGCCUCGAGAUGGCCCACUACUACAACACGGCCGGCAACACCAACGGCGUUGCUGCCAAGUCCAGUACAUAA